UUGCAGCACUUUGUUUGCGCUGUCUGUGAGAAACCAUUUCUCGGUCAUCGUCAUUACGAGAAGAAGGGUCUUGCCUAUUGCGAGCAACAUUACCACAAGUUAUACGGCAAUGUAUGCUUCAAAUGCGGUAAAGUAUGCAGCGGUGAAGUUUUUCAAGCUCUCAACAAAUCCUGGUGUGUUGACUGCUUCGGCUGCAGUCUGUGCGACAGAAAAAUGGACCACAAGACGAAAUUUUAUGAAUUUGAUAUGAAACCAACGUGUAAGCGGUGCUAUGAUCGUUUUCCAACGGAACUGAAAAAACGGAUUAGCGACAGCCUGAAAGUGCGCGAAAUGGAAAUGGACAGGAACAGAAUGAUGCACAGGCGAUCCACCAGCCCAACACAGCAACAAACAAAUACCACAGGACGAUAA
This is a messenger RNA of Gongylonema pulchrum, 411 nucleotides long. NCBI's taxonomy places the organism in Eukaryota, Metazoa, Nematoda, Chromadorea, Rhabditida, Gongylonematidae. The record is from the annotation of a GenBank genome assembly.